GCAUAGGGCCUUGCACAACAGUAGGCAUUUAAUAAAUUAAUUGAAUUGACUUUUGAUAUGAAUACUUAAAACUGACUGCAUUAUGGGCUAACAUCGUAGAGAAGCUGUUCCCCAAGCCUUCUUCCAUUUACAAAAGCCACUCAAAAUGCCCUCCUCCAGGAGUGGUAAACAGGGGCUCUUGAGGUCAGGCCAGGAAAAACUGCCCUUCUCUCCAAAGCAGGACUCUGGCUGGGGCUCCCUUCAUCUCCACAUCUGAGGGAUGUGCAGCGAGCCCCUUUCCUGCUGAAGGCGCUAACGACCCCACACUCUGUCAGGACGGGAGGCUUGGUGGUUCAGAAAAUAAUGGUGAUGGCAGAAAGAAAGGUGACUGGAUCCCAACCAGGUGGCCCUCCUAACAGCACCCCCAGCAUGCACAUAGCCAAGCAGAGGGGAGCAUCUGGGGCCAAAGUCACCCAAAAGAAAGACAGUAUCUUACCUGUCCGAGAAAGGGGCUCGGAAAGCAGGCGGGAAACAAACGAGAGAGAGACACAUUUUAUGUAGUGACCGACCACUUUGGGAGUGUCACCUCCCGUCUCGGUCACCAGCAACAGCACACCAAGAGGAUACAGUAUGCAAGACAGGGGUCCUGCUGUGAGGAGUGUAACAGACCUGGAUGACCAGGUUCCCAUACGCUUUGUAAUAAACCAAAACAGAGCCGUAUUUUAAAAAUUCUACAAACAGGCGCUGAGGCAGCCUCCUGUAUUUCCCCCAAUAUUUUGAGGCCCCUUUACAUGAAGUAUAUCUGAAGUUCCUAGCUGGCACUGGGAGGAAUGGAAUGGGCCAAGGCAAGAUGAAAUUCUAACUUUUCUGGAUCAUGUGUGUAUCACUCAUUUUUUUGCUGUCUCGUUUCCAACACGUGAAUCCCUAGAUUUUAGACCAGAAAGAUGUUCACUCAUCCACUCCAACCGUCUAAAUUAACAAAAUGAGAAAAGCAGGUGGCAGAGAGGUCUGCCUAAUACCACACAGGGAGAUAACGGCAGAGCAGGGGUUAGAACUCACGUAGGCUGACUCCCAGACCCAUCAUCUUUCUCUACACCACGACGGCCAAGUGAAACUGCCAAUACCCUCAAAGUUGCCAAGGUACGUGGCGUCAAUUUACAUCCUAACACGUUCUAACGUUCCAAACCAGUCUAUGAAGGAGGUACAUGAGAUCUCAUUCUCCACACUGUCCUGCAAAUGUUUAAGUACUGUGAAUAAACACAGACAGGAAGACAACUCUGGAAUCUCAUAUGCACAUGCUAACUCACACUUGCUUCACACACUGCGAGGGGAGCCCACUGCUGAUUACGGGCUGGGCCAGACCUUUCCGACCCAGCACAAACAUACCCACCUUUAGAUCUAAAGCCCUGUAUGCAUCUAGUCAUGAUGAUCUAGAAUGGGGCACCUUCAAGCUCAUCUUUCAACCCUCUAGCAGGCUGGCCAUGACAAAAGUGAAGCAAAGAGAAGAGGCUACCUUGCCACUCUUGAGUACACAACCUUACUACCAAAUUGCUUAUAAUGAGCAAAAUGGUGUUGAGUAAGCCACCCAACUAUGUUUUAGUCAUUUGCUAAAAACAGACAGCACCAACCACUUAAAACAGUAUUUGGUCCCUAUUCCUAGGACGUACGUAUUGAAGUAUUUAGGCACAAAGGGGCAUUAUGUUCAUAAUUUACCUUCAAAUAUCUCAGAAAAAAAAUGUAUACACACAUAGAGGCAGAGAGGGAGGGAGGGAAUUGAUAAGGCAGAUGGAGGAAAAUGUUAACAAUAGGAAAAUCUGGAUACAGGGUACAUGAAUGUUCUCUGUACAAAUUUUAUUUUUGCAGCUUUUUAUAAGUUUGAAAUUAUUUCCGAAGAAAAAUGUAAAAAAUAUACCCCAAACCAAAAAAACGGAAACUAAGGUAAAACAACAAAAACAUCUGGUGACAGAGGUUAGGCAGAUGAAAAAAGCAAAGAGGUCAUUAAGAGAGGACAGAGGAUCCCAGAGCUAUGGGUGGUGACAGCAACGACAUGGAAAAGGGACACUAAACAACAGAGGGGGUGAAUAGACAACAUCGCUCUCAGGUCUCCACUACAUUCCUCCCUCUCUCUGGGUAUCCCCAAUCAGGACAGGCCACGGAAGAAUGACAAGUGAAAAACAUCUUUAAAAUUUUUGUAUCUUGCUUGCUACAGACCCCAUCCAUCUUUGAGAGGGAUAACCUCCCCUGGCGAGUAGAAUCAUGUGGUCCUCUUGUGAUGUCAACUGAGCUCAGAAUGUUUAUUGCCUAGACAACCCAACCAGCCUCUUGGGAGCAGGUGUGUGUGAUCUCCAUACACUUCAGUAGUCAGAAUAUGGAGAACUUCUCACUCCUCAGCAUUUCUGAACCUCGAAUCUCUUCCUCUGCUCUGAGCACUUUUCCUGAUAUCACGUCCUCACGUGCCACCACCUUGCCAGGCAUUGCAAAGACGGUGUUUCCCACUGAGGCGUCCAGCCCAGCCCAGGCCCUGCUACCCCAGCACCAAAGCAGCGCUCUCCGGCAUGGGGUGCACAACACAGUGUUCUCACCAGACUGCAUCUUGGGGGACCCCCCAAACAGAGAGCAGCUGAGGUGGAACUGCACCAUCUACCGGCCCUGGUUCUCCCCUUACAGCUACUUUGUAUGCAAGGACAAAGAGAGCCAUCUGGAGACCUACAGCUUCCCAGAGGUGCAGCGGGACGAGGGCAGGGGGGACAACUGCCUCCCAGAGGACACGGCUGAGAGCAUCUGCUCGUCCCCUUCCUCCCCAGAGAACACCUGCCCCCAAGAGGCCACCAAGAAAUCCAGGCACGGCCUGGAUUCCACAGACUACAUCACAACCCAGGACAUCCUAAUGGCCUCCAAGUGGUACCCGGCCCAGCAGAAAGGCUACAAGUGUGCGGGCUGCUGCCGUAUGUACCCGACGCUGCACUCCCUCAAGAGCCACAUCAAGGGGGGCUUCAAGGAGGGCUUCAGCUGCAAGGUGUACUAUCGCAAGCUCAAAACCUUCUGGGGCAAGGAGCAGAAGGUCCGGCCGGGAGACAGGCUUUCCUCAGGCAGCUGCCAGGCCUUCAAGUAGGGCUGCUGGGUGGCGGCAGCUGUCUUGUUAGCGGACAACGCUUCAGGGAAACGGGGGAUGAUGCCUAUUUAUGUCUCUACAGAGAGGCCAAUAAACCAAAGUUAGUGACA
This is a messenger RNA of Balaenoptera ricei (Rice's whale), 3201 nucleotides long. RefSeq names its product spermatogenesis associated 46 (gene SPATA46). The transcript is spliced from 3 exons. The coding region runs from base 2348 to 3091 and encodes 247 amino acids. Gene Ontology annotation, cellular component: nuclear membrane. The record is from RefSeq and is a predicted model, not a curated record. Lineage: Eukaryota; Metazoa; Chordata; Mammalia; Artiodactyla; Balaenopteridae. Gene Ontology annotation, biological process: fertilization.